GGACUGGAGCCGCGCACUCUCCAUGCUCAGUCAGGCUCGGAACCAGGGUUUGGAGCUUUCCACCAUCGCCUUCAACUCCGCCAUCGAUGCGUGUGACAAAGGCUUCCAGUGGACCAUGGCUCUGCACCUCUUGGGCGAGAUGUCGCAACUGCAAGUGCCUCCGAGCACUUCCUCGUUCAACACGGCGCUCCAUGCCUGCGGCGACUGUCGGCGAUGGCAGCGCCUUUUGGACGGCUCCUUGGCGCUCUUUGACGCCAUGGAGCUCCAUGGCUGCAAACGCGACCUUGUGUCGAUGAAUGGUGCCAUGGCGGCUCUCGUCAGAGCUCAGAUGUGGGCGAAGGCGCUGAUCAUUUACGAGGACAUCUCCCAGUCAGAUUAUCGACCUGAUGGGGUCACGUGGACUUGUUUGAUCUCAGCCCUCGGGGCGGGCCAACAGUGGGAGGGCGCUUUGAACCUCUUCUCCAGGCUCGCUUCGGAUCGCCGGCCAAGCAUCAUCAUUUGCAAUGCCGUCCUGGGCGCUUUGGAGCGCGCUGGCUGCUGGGAGCAAGCGCUGAGAUUCCUGCGAAGCAUGGACAGAGGUGCGAACUCCGUGUCCUACAGUGCGACCAUCACUGCCUGCGGCCGAAGCAGUCGCUGGGAGUGGGCCGUUUGGCUGCUUGCAGAGCUUCGGCAGAAGGGACGUAAGCACGUCGAGGCAGGCCGGCGAUGGGCUGUCGCCUAUCAUGCCGCAGUGCAAGCCUGCCGUCCUCGCGGCCGAUGGGAGGAGGCCUUGUCGGUGCUGGGCGCCAUGCGCCUGGAAGGGCGUGGGGCCGACAGGCCGACGUUCACUGCGGUGGUGUCCGUGCUGCAGGCAGACGGCCGUUGGAGGCUCUCGCUGGGUAUCCUGGAGGAGAUGCAGGAGUCGCGGCUUGAAGCUGACAUCGCCACCUACCGCGAGGCCAUCAUGACCUUGGAAGAGGAUACACAUUGGAGCAAAGCCCUCGACAUGAUCGACGAGGUCCGAGCUGUGCGGCUCCACGCCGACCAGCGCACGCUCAGUGCUGCCAUCGAGGUCCGUGUGGCAGGACCAGCGAGAGGCUCCGUCAUCGUCUUGGGUGCUGGAACAGACAGUGUAAAUGGAGCCUACGCCGCGAGCUCGCCGCAUGAAAGCCACAGCUGGGUGGACGAAGCCAGAGGCUACUACGUCCUCUCCCCUGCUACCGCGGGUACACAAGUGGGCCUCAUAGAUCUCUACUACAACAAGGACAGCGGUGGCUGGAAGAUCUCCGUUGAUGGCCACGAGCACUACCACUCAGACUGUCUCACGGAUACUUGCAGCACCCCGGCACCUACGCUGGCACCCUCGGGGCCCACGUCGGGAAGCCUGGGCUCGGUCGUCUCCUACGCUGCGCUCGGCGUGGUCGCAUCCGGCACCCUCUGA
This is a messenger RNA of Symbiodinium sp. CCMP2456, 1420 nucleotides long. Lineage: Eukaryota; Dinophyceae; Suessiales; Symbiodiniaceae. The record is from the annotation of a GenBank genome assembly.